Perkinsus marinus ATCC 50983 is the source of this 2245-nucleotide messenger RNA. RefSeq lists its product as hypothetical. Gene Ontology annotation, molecular function: mRNA binding. NCBI's taxonomy places the organism in Eukaryota, Perkinsozoa, Perkinsida, Perkinsidae. Bases 1 to 1779 code for a protein of 592 amino acids. Gene Ontology annotation, cellular component: nucleus; cytoplasm. The record is from RefSeq and is a predicted model, not a curated record. The transcript is spliced from 7 exons. Gene Ontology annotation, biological process: regulation of gene expression.
AUGUCCUCUUCCGGUACCGAGCCGUCGGUAUCUGAGGCUGACAAGCUAGAAGGUGACGAUGUUGCUGCUGCCGAAGCUGUACCCUCAAAGAGUGAGGCGACAGGGGUCGACGGUUGUAGUGCUGAGGAGGCUGGUGUUGCAGUUGGAGGAAAGGAGGAAGUGGAGCCGGUAGUCACUGACAACGUUGGGGAGAAGAGGCCUCGUGUGGAUGGCGCUGUUGAAGACGAUUCUCCCAGUGAGGAACCUCCUACUAAGAAGGCCGCCGCGGGUGAUGGAGAACAACAACCAUGCGAGACUGAAAUCAACGCCGAUGCAUCGGCUGACGCCACUGGAGUGAAAACGAUUGCUACUCCCGAAGGUCCUACUGAGUCUGAUACUAGCUUUACGGAAGGGUCUGCCUCUGCUCCGACAACCAAUCCUGUUACCACCCACGCUGAACCCGUUGCUCGGCCGAUCGGACCAGCGCCUCCACAAGAUGGAGCCGACCUGCACCACUGGGGAGCUGAUGCUGGACCGUUUCGGCACACGGUGAAUGUCCCACAGCACUGUGUGGCGCAGAUCAUCGGUAGGGGCGGGGCGAAUUUGAUGAGCACUCGCAACACGACUCGCUGUCACAUCGAGUGUGAUCAGCAUACGAAGGACAACGGCUAUUCUCUCUUUCAUAUUGACGCCACUAGUGAGGAGGACCUUCAGCGAGGCGUACGUGCGAUCGAGCGUCAGACAAAACCCAUGCACCCACUUGAGGGGGAAGUGCAGCAAGUCGUUAUUGUUCCUGACGAGCGGGUUGGCGAUAUUCUGGGCCCUCGGGGAUGCGUUGUGAAGGUGAUAUCGGAUCGCACAGGGUGCCGAAUCGACAUCCAGCAGCGUGGCCUUCAACGGGGAGAGCCCCGCGAGUGCCGUAUUGUUGGUUCACCCGAUGAAGUCCAGGCCGGAAUACGGAUGGUUGAAGGCAUUAGGGACGGCAGUGUUGAUGUCAAGGCGAUCAUCCAUGAUUUUGAGCUCGCCAACCCGGCCUUUAGACGCGAGCAGGAAAUGCGUGCUGCUGCUGCUGCUGGUGGUGGGUGGAUGGCCCUUGGGAAGGGCGGUGGCAACAAUAUGUGGGAGACUCCGUAUGGCAUGAGGGGUCCUCUCAUGCCUCAGCAGGCUUCUUCUUAUGGGGUGCCUGCUAUGGUUGAUCAAUGGUCUCAUCUGUUGCCCGCGACUGGGCCGAUGGACAGAGCUGUUGUUGAUGUCCCCUCCGACUGUGCUGGCCUUGUUAUCGGUCGUGGAGGAGAGAGCAUCAAGGCCUUGCAAGCUGACUGUAGCUUGUCGGAGUGUCAGAUUGAGAAAGGUGUGGACCAGCGGACACCUCGUAAGAUGACUUUGCAGGGACCGGCGACGGGAGUUCAGGCCGCGAUAAUGCAACUAUCGAUGAAAACCAAUGGGAGGAUCGUCACUAUAGUGCAACAGCAGUACCCAAACUACCAGCCACAACAACAGCAACAAGGGCCUAUGAUGACGAUGCAACAACAACAACAACCGCAGCAGCAGGGUUAUACUGGAAUGCCUCCAUCACGAGAAGGCUAUGGCAUGCCAGGUGGGAUGAUGAUGAUGCAGGGUGGCGGUAGCGGGGGAAUGGACCCGAUGGCGGCUCAGUAUUAUUCCCAGUGGAGCGCAUAUCAACAGCAACAGCAACAGAUGAAUGUGAACAACCAGCAGAAUGCCGCAGCCUGGAGGAACUACUACGCUCAAAUGGGAAAUCCUCAGACACCCCCGUAUCGAGGUGGUGGCCGACAGUAACAACACGACCAAGCGAUUGGUCUAAAGGAUGAGAUGUUCUUCCUCGGGAGCUGAUCUCGAAGUAAGCCCCAUCAUGUUUAGGACAUUUAAUGAUGAUUUCGGAAGUUGUGAAAUUCAAUAAUUGCACGUGUAAGCAGCAGGGUAUUGGAUCUACUAUGGUUGGUGGCUUGUAGGACCUGUUCGCUGAACGUGCCUUAUUGCGUUUCUCGACGGGAUACGGCUCGCAGUGAUUCGAUUGAAGUCGUCUUUGGGCUUGCGUGCGUGCGGCUGAUGACGCUUCUCCUUUUCGGCUCGUGGUGGUGUUUGGUUUCGCUCUUCGUGCCCUGCAUCACGGUAAGGGUUUCAUUCGAAAUCGCUUUCCUAUUCGUGAUGACAUUUUUGCUGCUCAGGUCUGUGAAUAUAACUUCUAGACCUAGUGGGAGAAGACCUACCUUAUCAGUUGAGAAGCUAUGUGGAGUUUCUCGGG